AGUGUCGUGACGUCGGUGGAACCAAACGUCAUUUGGUACAGUCCUGCGACCUGUAGCCGGAAACUAUACGUGCAUACAAUUUUGUGCAAUUUGACAGGAUCUCUGUGAAGGUCUUUCGGUGUUCUUGUCAUGGGGGAUUUUGCAUAGGUAAAGUCAGUAGUUGUCAGUACUCUAUCAUUAUGUAUUGUUAUACGUGGUUAUAUGUUUUUUCUCCAAUGUAGUUUGUCCCGUGUCAUCUAGUAAAGUCAUGAAAGAAAAUAUAGAAUUUUCAUGUUUUGUCUCAAGUGAACACCUUGAAAGCUCGGUAAUAUGCAAUAAUAAAACAUACUUCGAUACAUUGCUGGGCAUGACAGGUUGUAUACUCAGCAGACUGCAGUGUGUUUGCACAGUAUUAUUGGCUGCUAAAUCAUGAUCUCUCCAAAGACCGGGUUUUUUAUAAGCUUCCUUUUAAAACUCAUUUUGUAAUGCUAUUUCUAUGCAGCUUUCAUUAAGCUCUUAUUCCCCAAUACUUCUCUAUAAUCUUUUCUCUUCACUGAGCUUGUGAUAUUAACAAUGAGUGGCAAGAAACGCAGCUCCGGUAAAAUUACUUUAGGCAUGCUUAAGGGAAAAUCUAUUACAACAUCUGUACCUUCAUUUGCGAUCCGUUUUCAUACUGGAGGUGAAGAAUUGGAUGAGAUAUACCCAAGUGCUGAGGAUACAGAUGAUGAUGCUGAAAAGCCAACAAUUAACAUUGGAUUCCUCCAAAAAGAGGACACAAAUACAAAAAAUGAAAUUAUUGUGGAGCAAAACAGUGGCAACCCUCCAUCUGCCUCUGGAAAUGUUUCAUCAGCAAUGCCAUCCUCUUCUUCCUCCUCUUUGGCAGCAGGAACGCCAUCAAUUUCUGUUGCCAGUGCUCCUUCGAGAGAUCCAUCACCAAUGAAAGAAUACUUUAAAGGGAUUGGAAAGAGAUCAACAAGUAUGGAUGCAGGCAUUAUUGACGGGGCUUCUGGUAGUGACGCUGGCUGGAGAAUAUUUCAUGAAUGGAAAGGGAAAAUUACAAAAACUGUUGAAGAAAGAUUUAGUGAAAAAUUUAGUGAUAAGAAACCUGCAUCAGCUAGUAGUUCAGAACCUGUUAGAAGGGGUCGAUUGGGUUCUGGGUCAGGAUCAGGGAGUAAAAGUAAAGAAAAUUCUAGUGUUAGUGAUGAUGAAGGUUCUGAAUCCUUAAAUCAACAGAGCGAUACCAAAAUCUCAGAGGAAACUAAAAUAGCUGUAGAUGACAAACAACCCUCUUUAAAGAGUGAAUCUUCUCCAAAACGAUCUGUUGAGGAAAAGAAGUCAUUAUCUUUGGAAGAGAAAGAUGAUGUUUUGAGUGAUUCUUUGACUGAUCCUCCUAGCACAUCUUCUGCUGUUGAUGUUUCAGAUUUGACAGAUAUUUCAUCAAAGGGUCUGAUUAAGAAGUCAGGUUUCCGAAACAGGAUGAAACAUAACUUAACUGGUUUACGUAGCAGACAUAGGGCUGCUAGUGCUCCUAUUACUGGCAGAAUAACAAUGUCUUCUCUGUCUGCAUCUGCAGAGGAUGAUGUGGAGCUACAAACUGACAGUGACAUAGAACCUGCUGUUGAAGCUUCAGAAGACAUAAAAUUUAAUGUUUUUCAGAAGACACAUCAGAUUGAAGAGGAUGCUCAAAUUACUACUACUGAUUACCGUACUACUGUACCAACUUCUCAUCCUCCCUUAGAAAAGCCUAAAAAGCGAUUUAAAAAUUAUUUCGGAUUGGUUUCUAGACUCUGGUCGUCAAAAUUUGUUGUCUUGGGUUUAUCUCUAUGUUUGUAUUCAGUUUUCUAUGAAGUUCCAGCUUCCUUCAUCGGUUUCUUUUGGGGAGCAUUAGUUGUUUACAUAUAUUAUGCAGUGCGUGACAUGGUGAGGGCUUUAGUAAUGCCAAGAACUGAAUCACAGUCAGACUUCCAUUUGACAUCCAUGACACGUGAUGUGUCUUCUUCUGACCUACCUAUUCUAGAAGUUCCUGCUGCAAAGGAAUACCAACCUUUAACUAAAUAUGAGGGUUGGAUGAAUGAGUACCCAGAUUCUUACAAUCCAGACACGUAUUCUAUCACAGCAACACAAACUGUAUAUGUUCGUCUGGAAGGAUCAACUUUGCGUGUGUCAAACACGCGUUUGAAGAUUCCAAAAAGAGCAAUGUGGAAUGAACGAAGACAUAAAUUAAGAUUUACACAUCAAAGAAUAUACAACAUUGCAAAUUGUGCUAUAAAACUACUACCUGAAGGACUUACUCGUAGGAGGCUUUGGAGUAAAAAGUAUCCUAUUUGUAUAGUGCUGUUGAAGUCUUCUGCAUUAAAAUCUUGCCUUAUGAAUAUAGUAAAGGAAGCAAGCUCUUUAGAUGAAACAAGUCAGAGAACUGGAGUUGCUCUUGAUAGUGAGGGCUUAGAUUUACUCUCACAAGGCAGUGACACAAUCCCGGAUUCACGCUCUGAUUUUGAUGAGAAUUCACUUUUUGAUUCAAAAUCUGGAGAAAAUAAAUCAUUUGAUGAAGAAGAAAUGAGUAUUCCUGGAGACAUCAGUGAUGAAGAUACAUUUUGCCACAUAGACAAAUCUGCACUGGAAGAAACCUGUCUGUAUUUAUUUGCUCGCACGGAUCGUGAGAAAGAGGAUUGGUACAGGAGACUUGCUGCUGCUGUUAAAUUUCAUACUCCCAUGGAAGAGGAGGUGGAGGAACAAACCCAACAACCUACCGAAUGUCCUCCAGAAGUAGCGAAAUCAGUUGGUUUACUUCCUAAGAUUACUACGAACCCACCAAAUUCUACAUUGCCAGACAACCAAGAUUCUGUUCAAAGUCAACAAAAACCAAUUGAAAAUACUGAAGACACAAUUUACUCUGAAACUUUAGAGGAUGCAAAUUCUGACUAUUUGAAGUUCAUGAGCGUCUACAAGCUUCAGGUGCUAACUGCCAAAGGCAAACGUAUAUUGAAGCCAGCUCCUCUCCUCAACCCUCCAGCUCAUUCUCCUCAUCGGAAUUCUAAACAAAAAUUGGAUGCAGAAAUACAAAAUGCAGCAGAAAGUGAUGUUGCUCCUAACUUAAUGUGGUUUAAUGCAUUUAUUGGAAGAGUUUUAUAUGAUUUAAUGAAAAAUCCAUUUUGGGUUCUAAAAUUACAAGAACGUAUUCAGAAGAAACUCUCAGCUAUUCGGUUACCCCAUUUUGUAGGUGAAAUUAUUGUUUCGGAAUUAGAUGUAGGAGAAUCUGUUCCUCUUAUUCACUGCACAUCAUCACCUAUGCUUGAUGAAAGGGGAUUGUGGGUCAAUGUUGAUAUCACUUACAAAGGAAAUGCUAGUUUGACCCUUGAAACAAAAUUGAAUCUUUUGAAAUUGAAGAAAGAACAACCUUCAGACACAUCAUCUGCCCCAUCACCAAGUUUGGCUUCUCCCUCUACACCAGUGAACACUGAUAAAAGUGAUUCACAAAUUAGGAGUUCCCCUAUGUUUGAUAGUGACCUUGAUGAUUCUGCUGAAUCCUCUGAUGAUGAUAGUGAUUUUGAUAAAUCUUCUACUGACGAAGAAUAUGUUGGAAGUUCUGCCCAAAAUGCUGGAAGCACUGGGAAGAGAAUUUUGCGAAUGGUGAAUAAGAUUGCUGCAUCUAAAUAUUUUCAGCAGGCUACUGAUUAUAAAUACAUUAAGCGUGCUAUGGAAGAAGUAUCAAAUACACGUAUAAUUUUGUCUGUGGAAGUUAAAGGCCUGGCUGGAACUCUUACUUUGAAUCUCCCUCCACCGCCUUCCGACCGAUUAUGGUAUGGUUUUCGAGGUUGUCCUCAUUUAGCUCUCUCUGCACGUCCAAAAUUUGGAGAGAGGCAAGUGAAUAUCAGUCAUGUUGUUAGUUGGAUUGAAAAACAACUCGUCAAAGAAUUUCAGAAAAAAAUGGUUCUUCCCAACAUGGAUGAUAUUGUUAUUGGCCCAAUGAAAGAUGCUCUUCCUAAAUGAAAUUGUUUAAAUCUUGACAUUAUGAGAUGUGCAAAAUCAUGAAUGUGAACUACAUCACACUUCUGUAAAUGAAUUAGAUGUAUCAGACAGAAGACUAGGAAAUGCUACAUAUCUUAUAGAUUGCAUUCAGUAGGUGACUGAAGUAUGUUUGUAUAGUAGAAAAGUAAGUGUUUGAAAUUAGUUUAAUGAGUCAGAGAAUGAUCAACUGAGAUAUGUUUCAUCAUCUCCUUUGUGUCCAGUGUUCACCAUAAGUAGGAUGACAUCUAAUUGUUGACUUGACGGAACCACCAAGGAAAUAUUCUAUGUUGUAUUCUCUGUUUCAACAUAGUAUCUGUACGUACAUUGUUCAGUGUGUAGAAGAUACAAUUUGGACCUAGUUGUGCUAUUCACAAACUAAGUAGCCAUAAUUGUGUGGCUACUUAGUAGCCAUAAUUGUAUUAUUAAUUCUCUUUUAUGAAGGAAAAAUCUUGGGAGCAUAGCAGUUAGCAGUUCUGUUACUGUCCUGUUUGAUUUUUUGUAGAGCUGUCGCUGUGUACUUCUGGCUUUCGUGGUUAAUCUUCACCUUUGAUGUUUUAGGAUGUGGGAUUAACUAUCCAGUGCCUGGUUCUUUCAGCUGUAUAUAAAUUAAGUAGAUGCUUGUUUUUAGUGUUUUUCAUGUUGUGGAUAUAUUCAAUAUUGAAAAACAAAAAUUGCACCAUUAAAAUGUAAUAGGAUGUUCAAUAUCAACAUUACCUGUUUAUAUAUGGAGAAAAGCAACGAUUUGAUGUUUGCUAUCUAUGUAGUUGGAAAUGGAUAGAACUGCCUGCCAUCAGGUUUUUCCUUUGUAAGAAAUUUACUGGUCUGAAAACUAUAGUGUCAUGUGUAGGAAUCUUGCCUACUCAAUCUCAUUUAGGAAAAUAGUAAUGACAAUCGCAGAGAUGACAAGAAAUGAAGUGCCCACAAUAAUUCUGAGAAAAAUAUUAAAUUUUGCUUCAGUUCUGUGCAGUAUUUUUUUGUUUCAUCGAGGUGGUGUGGGUUUUCAAAUCAUGAAACUGAGACAUUGUGAUAAGUAUAAUGUUGCCUUCUAUAGGAAAUAGGACUGCGACAUUAAUUUGUAUAGUCUUCUUUUCACUUUUUAUAUGUGCACUUAAUUGCAUUUGUAGAAUUCUUCCUGUAGUGCUUUUUAGAAAUUUUAGACUUUAUCUUUUUAGUUUAUGCAUUAGUAUUCUUAUUCCUGCUAUGUACUUUUUGUUAAAUUUAUUAUAAUGAGAUAUAUAUAUGAAGGACAGAAAAGUACCUGUCUGAGUGCCAGAUACAGAAUGUUGUGAAAUUUUUGCCAACAUAAAAUAAGUUUUGCUAAUAAUACACAUGAAAAUAUGCAGUGAAGUGAUUGAAUUUUAGUCUUGCUAUAAUAGUUGGUUCUUUUCUAAGGCAAAUAUUAAAUACUUGAACUUAAGUUAAGAUCUUAUGAUCUACAAAAUUAAAUCCAUGUACUGUGCAAAAUUAAUUUUCUAUAAAAUACAAAUUUUGUAUUAAGCUGUGCUUAAAAAAGGUUGUAGGUCAAGCAUUGUACUUACAUUUAAAAUAUUGCAAUUACUGUUCAGUUUUUCAUCUUGUAUGUACUUAUAACGGCUUUUUCUGAACUAUUUUUUGUCAUUACAGUUUUAUUGUAACAAAACACUUUUUAUUACUUGUUUAUUCUCUCGCUUAGCAAAUUUGGGUUUGUAUACAAAUUGAAUUGAACAUCAGGACAUCAAGCAAAUAGAAUGUUGGCUUAAAUAAUAAUUCAAUUCCAUUCAAACUGUGGGCAAUUUCGAAUUUCAGGGUUUACUAAUUUAUUUCUCCUAGGCUUGCUAAUGUAAAAUGCUCAUUCAAAAGUUGGAGAUACAUAUUCAAAUGUUUUGUUACUUUCAAAGAUGGUCUUUAUCUUUUCCAUCUGCUAUUCCUUAACCAUUCAUAACUGUAUUUUUGGUCACCCAAUUUAUAAUUUUUGUCAGACAUAAACUAUUUCGUAUAUAUGGAUUAAGGAAAACAAGUACAUGAUUUUUUUAAGAAUAGUUAAGCAUUCAAUUUGCUACUUUGGGGUGCUCAUAACAAAUUUAAAUUUGACUUUAUAUACUCAAAAUUCAAUUAUCCAUGAAAAAGAAGUACCUUUUUACCAAAGAAAAUAAACAAUUGGAAAAACAUCAUUUUCAAAGUGAAUGUGCAAUCUAAACAUUUAGUUUGAAAAAAUAAUACAGAAUACUACAUAUAUCCUCAAACAUUUUAAAAUGUAUUAGCUCUUCUAAUUUUUUCCCUUGAAAAUGUUAGAGAAAAUUCAAGAAUUUGCUUGGUUUCUGAUGGAUUUCAAUUGCUUAUAGCUUUUGAAUUUGCAAUAUAGUCAUUCCAGAGAGAUGAUGUAUAUGAUGUUAGGGUUGUGUUUGUUUUUGCUGUUUAAUUGUUUUGUUUAGUUUCUCAAAAUCUAGGAUAUAUUAAUCUUAUAUUUUUGUUACCUUGUAAUCAACAUUGCUCUUUAUGUCAAAGUCUAUUAUAUCAUAUACAUAACUAAACAAUAUUUAAAACAGGGGUAAUAUCUCCUCAACAAGGACUAUAUCACCUUAUAUAAUGGUUAUUUUAUUUGUUUUGUAUUAACUUGAAUAUUUUAUUUAUAAAUGUUCCAGCACUCUUGUGUAGUUGCGAAUCUUUGCAUUCUUCACAAUUUAAUAAAACGCUAAGGUGUAGUUUGCUUUUGUGAUGUUUCUCAAAUUCACAAACAUUUCAGUAAGAAAGUUAAUUUGGCUGACAAAUUAAUUGAAAUCCAAAAAUAAAGUGUACACAUUCCUGAGAGUCGCGUUGUGAAGGCAAAGAAGCUUUAAGGAAAGUUCAUUAUAGCAGUAAGUAAUGAUUGAAUACAGCUUUUAUGAUAGAAUAUUUUUUUAAUUUCUUGGUUGAAAAUGCAGCUUGAUGAGGGUUAAGGAAUAGAAUGUGAAUUAGUAAAGACUUCAUGAAAUAGUUUGUUAAUAGGAACAUGUGAUUUCAUAAAAGGAUUACAAAUUGUAUCAAAUUGUUUCAAAAUCAUAGAUCUAUUCCUAAAAAAUGGUAUGAAGAGGUUUUUUUUUUAAAAAUGAGAAGUGUGAAAUGACAUGUUUUGCUCAUCCUGACCUGUGUGUUUGGGAAACAUCUGCUUUGAAUAAUUUAAGAAUCAAUACUCUCGGUGGCAGUGAUUAUAUUUUUCACUUACAAUUUAUUGUGAGCAAAUCAUAGUUUUACUUAAAAUGAUAGGUUGGUGAUGUUGGCUUCUUGCCUUGACCAAUUACAGCUGACUGAUGAUUGCAGCACUUUUCUAUAAAAAAGUUUUGUUUUAGAAAACACAAGUGCCAAAGUUAGGUUUUGCAGAUUUCUUGCUAAAUGCUCAGUGCAAUUUCCACAUGCAAAUGCAUGUUUCACUUGUGUUGCACUGUAUUGGAGUGUAUCUAGUUAUCAUGACAGUAGUUUAUACUUGAAAUCAUUCUUGCCAGAAAGCAGUAUCUUUUAAAACUGUAUUCAUUUUGUACUUAAAAACGACAAUAUGUCCAUUUGCCCAAUUUUAUAAUUAUAUCUGCAAGUGACCUGUUGAACUUCAAUAAAAUUUGGAUUUGAAUUUGAAACAAGUAUGAUACAACAUUUUGUGAAAAUUGGAAAUCAUAAUAAGAUUUAAGAGGACAUCUUAUUUUGGAUUCGUACAAAAAUGAGAAUCUUUCCUCAGUUUUUGGGAAAUCUUUACCACAGUUGGUACAGAUUUCAAGUUCAUAUAUUAAUGAUCAUCCUGAAAUAAUUAAUGAGUGAAAUUGAGCUUGUGUUCCUUAGAUAGAGUAAUUCAGAUUAUAUAUGUAUAUGAAUAAACAUUGUACAGAUUAUAUUAUCCAUGACUUUUUGAAAUUGUUCAAGAGCUGCAUAGCACUGAAACAGGUGCCAGAUAGUAAUGUUACUUAUCAGGGUAUGAAUUCAUGGUUGUUUUUUGGUUGUUUUGAUUUGAUUAUAUAUCCUUUAUACAAAAUGUAAGCGUUAUACUUUUAACAUUGGUAUUAAUAGUUUCUUGCAGCUAGUAUUGAAAUCUUAGUAUAUUUUUUCAGAAAAAAUAACUUUUGUGAAAAUCCUCUUGGUUUUUCUGAGAUGUGUAUUUAUAAAAUUUUUAUACGUAUAAGAGAAUUUUGUGAAUUUUUAACUUGAAACUAUAUUUCCAAGAAGCAAAUGACCAAAUUUCUAGAUUUUCAAAAGUGGUAAUAUCAAAGUAGAAAUUCCAAUGUUUUUAUGAUUAAUGUCUUUGUUUGGUAACAUCAUUAAUUAGAACAACUUAUUUCGUAUCUUCUUUUUAAGGAGUAUAUUCCAUGUCAUCUUCCCUCUUUACUUUUUAUCUGAAAUUUUUGUAAGUUUUUUUGGGGGUGCUGAAUAGAUGGUGUAGGAAUUUCAUAAUUAUGUUGUUUUAAGCUGAUCUGGAUACAAGUAGAAGUAAUUUGAUAAGCAACUGGUGUAUUACUAUAAUUUAGUUCCUUAGUGCAGUUGUUGAUUAUUGCAAAUGAUUUUCUAUGAUCAUUUAUCAUUUAUUAUCUAGUCAUAGUCAUGAAGAUGUUGAACAAUGACAUUUGCUCUUUUGAUUCAAGUUAUUUGUGAGAUUCACAUUUAUUCAUGGUGAUUGGUGACUACACAUAAAUAGGUAUUUUUACUUACAUUUCCUGUAUUCAGAAUCAGAACAUCAGUUUCCCUCUAAUAAAUUCUUUGGGCUUGUGUUAGCUCUAAUUAUUUGGAGAAAUUGAUGGUAUGUACCAUAGUUGAGUUUCAGUAUUUUCUAUUGUUGGGGAUACCAAUUUAUUAGUAUUCAAACACACACACACACACACACACACACAUGUUGGUGUUCAUAGGUAACACAUACUAUUUUAUAUACAAAAUUUUAUUAUAUGAAACAGCCACAUGCUAUCUGAACCACAAUGAUUCUUUGUCAAGUUGUUGAACUGACAGGAUCUGUGAUGUCUUCUUUUGUGGAAUAUGGAAUGUACUCUGUGAUCAUGAAAUAAUGUUCAGAGGAUGUCAAGAAGUUUCUUCACAUAUUCGAGAAUCUAGUUGCUGGAGCAAAAUUUCAUUACACAUCUUAUUAAUCAACAAGUAGCUAACUACUAGUUGACUUGUAAUACGAUAGUCUUUCAAUGAUCGCAAAUUUAUAAAAUUGAAUUAUGACAUGCAAAUGAAAUGUGUAUUAUCAGUUUCCCUGUUUCUCGAUGUCUGGUUUGAACUGAGAUUCUGGUGAAGCUACUUUCUGUGACACCCUCAUCAGACAAUAUUUUGAUUUUAGUAUGCACUUGCUAGUCAGAUUUCUGUGGUAAUGUAAGUGGUUAUGUUCAAUAUUGCUGUAAAUGUGUGUAUGUGCACAAGCAAAAGAAUAUCAAAUUAAUGUGGCUAUUUCCCUUUCUGGAAAAGUAACCCACUCUGUUAUUUUGCUUCUCUUGAAUUAAUAAGGGUUUUAGACAUACUGUAUAAGCAUAAAUGUUAAAUGUUUGUGAUAUUUCAUCAAGCCAAACUUGUUUUAAAAUACCAAAGGCUAUAUUAUAACUGUUAAAAAUUCAGGAAACUGUUGGUAUCUUGAACAAAGGAAUAAAGUGUUUGUAUUUUUCUGCUGUGAGAUGUAGAGUAUUGGUAAUAAAUUGAUUUAUGAUAAUUGUUUUGU
Molecule: messenger RNA, 9628 nt
Organism: Gryllus bimaculatus (two-spotted cricket)
Lineage: Eukaryota; Metazoa; Arthropoda; Insecta; Orthoptera; Gryllidae
Source: the annotation of a GenBank genome assembly